This is a messenger RNA of Dracunculus medinensis (Guinea worm), 777 nucleotides long. The record is from the annotation of a GenBank genome assembly. Lineage: Eukaryota; Metazoa; Nematoda; Chromadorea; Rhabditida; Dracunculidae.
AUGCAACUUAAACAAAUGGCAUUAAAUAUGAUGACUUUGCAAAGGUUGCAAGCGAUUAGUUCAACGGACAUAGGAAUAAGCUCUACGAAAUUUUCAACGAAUCAAUCGAAUGAAAACUCGGCGGUGCAUAGUGUUUACUCAUGUGACAAAUGUUCUAAAUUUUUCGCUACUUCUGAUUGCCUUGAACAACAUAUGCAGAUUCAUUCAUCUGAGAAACAGUUCGAAUGCAAACAGUGCGGUAAAAGCUUCAAAAGAUCUUCGACUCUCAGUACACAUCUGCUUAUCCAUAGUGAUACCCGACCUUAUCCAUGCGACUUUUGUGGAAAACGAUUUCAUCAGAAAUCCGAUAUGAAGAAACACACCUAUAUUCACACAGGUGAAAAACCGCAUAAAUGUACGGUUUGCGGAAAAGCUUUCUCACAAUCAUCAAAUCUAAUUACGCAUACAAGAAAGCAUACUGGAUAUAAGCCAUUUGCAUGCGAUGUCUGUGGAAGAACGUUUCAGCGUAAGGUGGAUAGAAGGCGACAUCGAGAAAGUCAUCAAAAUGAGGCUGAUAGCCAAAAAAAUAUUUAUUCAGAUAUUAAAGCAACAAAUAUUUAUUCAGAUAUUAAAGCAACUAACAAUCACUCUAAACUAUUCGUUGAUGAGCAAGAUGACAAUCCAACCGAUAUUCUAAAUCGUCUUGGCUUAUCAAGUAAUGCUAGUUUAUUGACGAAGUUAAGGCAGUUGAAUAAUGCUGAUUGCUUAGAACAAGCAUUGAAUUUAAGCUCUAAAUAA